AUGGAACUUGCGCGAGGGAUUGCAGGAGUGCAUGAUGUGUGUAUGAUGAUCCCGGAGAAUUCGGUCCACAAGGAGCCUGACCAUCCGCUGACAGUUUCCACAGCAAUGGAUCUGAUGGCAGACCAGAAAACCAGAACAGAGGAAGAARGUGGAAAAGAAAUGGAAAGGAAAGGUGGAAAUAAAUGCUCUUUGGUAAGAGAUGGGGAGGUUCUUAGCGAGGCCCCAGUCAGUGUCCGGAAGCUGAGCGUCAUUCCAGAGAACGAGACAGAUCCAGGGAAGUCUGACCCAGACCAGGCCUCCCAUGAUCCUCAGCGGCCCAGGGAAAAGGACAGCUCCACUUCUCUUUUCACUGUGAACAAGUACAGCAGGAAGUCCUCCUCAUCAGACUCUCUCUCCACCUCCUCUCAUCAGACUGACACAGGAGCUGACUGUGCAGGGAUUGUCCUGAGCUGCCUCUUCUGUAGGUUCUACGAUCUGUUCCUCAUGUUGCCAAACUCCUGUGAGGAAGCCACCUAUUGCUGCUGCCCUUCCUACAGACAGUACUCCUCCUCAGUGGAGGCCAUAACUAGCAAUGACUGCAACUGUAACUUUGACUUUGACUGUGGCCUGUUUGACACCUGUCAAGAGACAGAUGUGAGGACCAACAGUGUAAUCCUGCUGUACAAACAAGAAGAAAGUCACAGCCCAGUUGUCUGA
This is a messenger RNA of Salvelinus sp. IW2-2015, 696 nucleotides long. The record is from RefSeq and is a predicted model, not a curated record. NCBI's taxonomy places the organism in Eukaryota, Metazoa, Chordata, Actinopteri, Salmoniformes, Salmonidae.